AAAUAGGGAAUCCUAACACUUCUUUUUCCCUUGCUGACUUAAAUCUCCAAACUCCGAGAAAAUCUCCAAAUUUCCGAGUUAGUUUUUUAUCGUUUAAAUUCGUCACAGUUCUUCAAAUUCCAAGAAACCCACAAGAAAAAAAUAUCAGUAUCACUUCUCUUUGGUGAGAGAGAUCACACCAAGCAACCAAAAAACAAGAGAAAUCUGAAAAUCUUUACAUCAUCCAUCAAUGGCAUCAUCAGGCCUGACUCGUUCGGGAAGUGCGCCGCAGUUCCAUCUAGACGAGAAGUGGAAGCUGGCCAAGAAAGACAGUUUAAGCGGGGGCGCGGCAAGGAUUACUCGCUCCUCCUCGACGUCUUCUAUCCCCAUGAACGGCGGCAAGAAGACACACAAACAGGGGAGAUGCGCUUUUACGAGGAAGUGCGCGAGAUUAGUCAAAGAACAGAGAGCUCGUUUCUACAUCAUGCGUCGAUGCGUGAUCAUGCUUGUCUGCUGGAGAGAUAAUUACUCAGAUUCUUGAAAAAACCAAACACCAAUCUCUCUCUAUCUCUCUGUGUUUCUUCAUCUCUCUGUUGUGAAACAGAAGUAGAUAGAUCAUAUACGCAGGUGUACAUAUGCUCUUUUGUUUUCUGUUUCUUUAGAUUAAAAAUUAGAUUUGUAACUUUUAUGUAUGAGUUCUUGCAAGAGAGGAGGAUGUAUGAAAGCCUUUUUCAAAAAAAAAGAGAGAGGAGGAUGUGCUCAAGAUCAGGUUUUAACAAUGUGAUCAGUAUAAAAUAUUGAAUUAGAUUCUUAUUGUGACGAUUA
Molecule: messenger RNA, 804 nt
Organism: Raphanus sativus (radish)
Lineage: Eukaryota; Viridiplantae; Streptophyta; Magnoliopsida; Brassicales; Brassicaceae
Product: small polypeptide DEVIL 11
Exons: 1
Coding region: 230-520 (96 amino acids)
Biological process (GO): negative regulation of cell population proliferation
Source: RefSeq, a predicted model, not a curated record